UCAGAGGAGGAUGAAUGGGUGGAGAGAAAUAAUUCCUCAGAUGAUGCAACAUUAGAGAAAAAUGCAAAAAAUACUCCUCAGCGUGAUUCUUGGAUGAUGUUUCCUAUUCCAUCAGAAACAAACAUGAGAGUAAACACAGUAGAAAGAAAAGAGAAGACUGAAGAUAAUGAUUCAUCAUUGAAACUUUCGUCCAACAAUUCGGAGCUCGGGCAACAUCCAAAAGAGCUAAAUCCAUACUGGAAGAAAGGAGGAGGAGGCUUGCCAUCAGAAAAAAAUACUGAAAAAGUGGUUUCCACUGGUGGUAACAGAGCUUGGUUCAAAAGAGCGUACGAGCGAGCCAAACAACAGGCUGAAGACGAAGGUAGAUCAUUGGAGGAUGUUGCUGCAGAAAGAUGGGGGUCUUUGGAGAAGUUGAAAUCCCUGGCGAAUGGCGAAGUUGUAAACAGCCGAGAACGCAAGUCGAAUGAAAAUCAUGAACGACAGGCACAAAGACAUCGGAAAGAUAACAGAGAUGAAUUACGUGAAGACGUUAAAAAGGAUUCAAGAAGUUCCAGUUCACGUGAUAACAGUAAGGAUAUGUUCAGGAAACCGAUGGAUGAACAGAGAUCGUCCUUGAUGAAGUUAAUGCGAGCACCCGCGGAUGAUGACAGCCAUACUUCGAGAUCACGUGACCGGAAAUAUGAAGCGUACAGAGAGGAGAGAACUACCAAGCCAUCAGGAAAAUGGAGGAAAAACCUGGGAGAUGAUAAAGAGAAGGAAACAAGUCACAGGGAACAUUUGAGGGAAGAAAGAGACAUGAAAACAAGUUCUAAACGAAGCAGUCCGAGUUCAGAAUCGUCCUCAGACGAAAACGAUGGCAAAGAAGACAAAAAAGAAGAGAAAGAAGUAGAGAACGAAGAAAAAGAGGCGAUGUCGAAACGUGUAACUGAGGCUGAUCUCAAUGCUCUCGGAGCGAAACGUUUAAAAGCUGAACUCAUGGGAAACGAGGAACUUGCAAAAGAGCUUGAUGAGAAAUUAGAGAGGUUAAGAAAAGUAAAGGAAAAACAAGAACAAUCAAGUUCGAAAAUCGAGAAAAAUGACGAGGGUGAUAAUGUUGUUGUUUUGACAAGAACAGAUCGUGGUGGAAACGUUGUUCCGUUACAUGAAUCUCGUUCGAGAACAGAGGGAAAAGGAAAACGAAGAAAGCGCCACAAGAUGGUGUCUACUCAUGACGAGGAAGGAAAGCGCAGUCGCUACUUUUGUGACGAUGAUGAUCAUGAUCUCAAAUCUCUGGUUGCCAAAGAAAGGACGAGUACCGCCGAAGACCAGAAUGCUACGUAUGCUAGACUUGCCCAUAAGUUGGGAGGACAGUUUGAUUUGGAUGACAAGUUUGAAUCAGCCGCUGCGAGCAAGUACACUUCUGAGGAGCUUGAAGAGAAGUCUAAACAGAAGGCUAUAAGAGAGCAUCAGCGACUCGCUGCCCAAAUGGAGAAUUGCAAGUUUUGCCUGGAUAGUCGAGAGUUGGCGAAACAUCUUAUCAUCGCUAUUGGAUUGAAAGUGUACCUUACUCUACCUGUGAAUCAAUCAUUGACCGACGGUCACUGUUUAAUAGCUCCCAUCAUGCACCAUACCGCUGGUACGAUGGUGGAUGAAGAUAUCUGGAGUGAAAUUCAGAUUUUUAAGAAAGGCUUGACAAAAAUGUUUGAAGAAAUGGGAAAAGAUGUAGUAUUUAUGGAGAUGAACAGAAGUUUGCACAGAAAACGUCACAUGAUGAUUGAGUGUGUUCCAGUUGAUAAAGAAGUUGGUGAUAUGGCACCGAUUUAUUUCAAAAAAGCGAUACAGGAAUCAGAUUCGGAGUGGGCGCAAAACAAAAAACUGAUUGAUACAAGAAAGAAGAGUUUCCGUUCGUCGAUUCCAAAAGGCCUGCCGUAUUUUGCUGUUGAAUUUGGACUGGACGGAGGGUUUGCGCACGUGAUAGAAAAUGAAGAAUUGAUACCUCCUUAUUUUGGCAAGGAAAUUGUUGGUGGUAUGUUGGAAUUAGAACCGUUCAUUUGGAAGAAACCAAGAAAAGAGAAUUUUCAAACUCAAAAGAAGAAGGUUUUACAGUUUGCUGAGUGGUGGAAACCAUUUGACUGGACACAAAAAAUACAGAAAAAGUAAAGUUAGCUUUGGGAUUCCAAGUUGAUUUCAAAUAAAGCUGGGAAAUAACAACCCACAACUGAGAACUCGAACUUCGAGCUCAUUGAUGCGAGUUGAAGGAUACAAGGUAGAGUCUGAAGAAUGUUCUUUCAUUUGGCCUAAUUCCAUUUACCAGUUUCGCAACUCUUGUUGUAGUCUGAUAUAGAAGAUCGCGUUUGAACGAUUUUUCCGCGGUGUAAGAAAAACACUCCUACAGGAGGUGUAGGAUAGUGUGCGAGCUACUACCCUUGUUGUGCAUCACGAAACGGACUCGUGCUUAUUACUGGAAGAAGCCCUCUUAUUUUAUAUUUGUCUGCGAAAAUGAUGUGCAUAUGUUCUUCUUGCAUAUGUGUGCAUUCAAUUCAAUUCUUGCAUAUGUGUGCAUAUGCAAGAAUUUAGUUUGGGACCAUUCCGCUUGAAUUGAGCCAUACAAUGAUGCACCGAAAAUGACCCACACGAUGAACAUUUGGUGACAAAAAAUGUGAAUGGAAUUACGUUUAGCAAAAAAUAAUAUUCAGUCACGUAAUUUGUAAAGGAAAGGAAAAUCUUUUGU
Molecule: messenger RNA, 2710 nt
Organism: Dendronephthya gigantea
Lineage: Eukaryota; Metazoa; Cnidaria; Anthozoa; Malacalcyonacea; Nephtheidae
Product: CWF19-like protein 2
Exons: 19
Coding region: 94-2139 (681 amino acids)
Biological process (GO): mRNA splicing, via spliceosome
Cellular component (GO): post-mRNA release spliceosomal complex
Source: RefSeq, a predicted model, not a curated record